This is a messenger RNA of Sphenostylis stenocarpa, 1869 nucleotides long. Lineage: Eukaryota; Viridiplantae; Streptophyta; Magnoliopsida; Fabales; Fabaceae. The record is from the annotation of a GenBank genome assembly.
AUGGCGAUAUUCUCCGAAUCGAAUCACCAUCAUAACACUUCCGAUGGGGUGUCCCAGCGAGUCAACAGCCCGCGUUUCUCGGGUCCAAUGACUCGCCGCGCCCACUCCUUUAAACGCAACACCGACGGCACCAACUCCAACGGCGGCGUCGGUGGCGGAAGCGGCGGCGCCGGCGAGGUUGAGCUCAAUAUAAACUCGCCCAGAUCGGAAGAGGCGUCGGAGAGUGUUCCGGUGGGGAGGCACAGCCACCAUCACGUGAACCAGAGAGUGCAUGUGAGGGGGCUGUUGAAGAAGCCCCUUGCUUCCAUCGUUGAGGAUUUGGGGUUUAGGGAAAGGAAGAAAAUUGGGCACUGGAUGUUCUUGGUUUUCUGUGGGUUGUGCAUCUUCAUGGGUGUUCUCAAGAUAUGUGCCACUGGCUGGCUUGGAUCUGCCAUUGAAAGAGCUCAAUCCGAUAAGGAACUACCUGACUCCAUUGCUAGUCUAAAUCUAAUGGACAAAAGCUCCCUUGGUUAUGCAUAUAGGGGGGGAGCAAGUGAUGUUGAACGAACGUUAAAAACAUUAGCAACGGGAGUAGGUGGAGGCCAUACUGCCAUGGCUGACGAUUCAGAGAUCUGGUCUAAGCCCAACAGUGACAAUUUCACCCAAUGCAUAGAUCUUCCAAGUAAUCAUAAAAAGCUAGAUGCAAAGAUCAAUGGCUACAUUGUGGUGAAUGCAAAUGGUGGUCUGAAUCAGAUGAGAUUUGGGAUAUGUGAUAUGGUUGCUGUUGCUAAGAUUAUGAAGGCAACGCUUGUUCUUCCCUCACUCGAUCACACCUCCUACUGGGCUGAUGACAGUGGCUUCAAAGAUUUGUUUGAUUGGAAGCAUUUUAUUCAUAUGCUGAAGGAUGAUGUCCACAUAGUUGAGAAAUUACCUCCUGCCUAUGCUGGAAUUGAGCCUUUUCCAAAAACUCCAAUAUCUUGGUCCAAGGUUCCUUAUUAUAAGACUGAGGUUCUUCCCCUCCUAAAGCAGCACAAAAUGAUAUAUUUCACUCACACAGAUUCCAGGCUUGCUAAUAAUGACAUUCCACAUUCCAUACAGAAAUUAAGAUGCCGUGUAAAUUACAGAGCAUUGAAAUAUUCAGCUCCAAUUGAAGAAUUUGGAAACACACUUGUAUCUAGAAUGCAACAAAAUGGAAGUUCAUAUCUUGCCCUUCAUUUGAGAUAUGAGAAGGAUAUGCUUGCAUUUACGGGCUGCAGUCACAAUUUGACUGCAGAAGAAGACGAAGAACUGAGACAGAUGCGAUAUGAAGUCAGUCACUGGAAGGAGAAGGAGAUUAAUGGGACUGAGAGGAGAUUGCUUGGAGGCUGUCCAUUAACACCACGGGAAACUUCCUUAUUACUUAAAGCAUUGGGUUUUCCCUCACACACCAGGAUUUAUCUGGUAGCUGGAGAAGCAUAUGGAAGAGGGAGUAUGAAAUAUCUCAAGGACGAUUUCCCCAACAUCUUCUCUCAUUUCUCUCUGUCCUCUGAAGAAGAGUUGAAUCCUUUCAAGAAUCAUCAAAACAUGUUGGCUGGUAUAGACUAUGUUGUGGCCCUAAAGAGCGAUGUUUUUCUUUACACUUAUGAUGGAAAUAUGGCAAAGGCCGUACAAGGUCAUAGGCGCUUUGAAAACUUCAAGAAGACAAUCAAUCCAGACAAGAUGAAUUUUGUUAACCUUGUUGAUCAGUUGGAUGAAGGAAAAAUUUCAUGGAAAGUGUUCAGCUCCAAGGUAAAAGAGCUGCAUGGAGACCGAAUUGGUGCCCCAUAUCCAAGGGAACGUGGAGAAUUUCCAAAACUGGAGGAAAGUUUUUAUUCAAAUCCUCUGCCAGGAUGUAUUUGUGAAACAAGAUAG